UCUUGUUUAAUUCUUUUCUUCGCAGACAAAGAACCUAUACCCAUCUGCUGUGCUCUUAUUACGUUUCUUAUUCCAUCUUCCUUCUUUCCUUUUAUAUUCAAUUUUUGCAACUCCAUUCCGUCAAACUAGAAUUUCUUGUCAGAUUAUUGUUGAAGAUUCCUCACAGAAUUCUUCAACCUUUUUAGCUCUCUUCCUUCCUGAUUCAUUCUCCUACCCUGUGCCAGCUAUCUAUCGACGUUACUGUAAUUUGCAUCUUCGUGGUCUUUUCCCUUCGAACUUCUGUUUCUUGCUUUACCGGUGGUCGAGGAUUGAAAUUUUUGAUUAAUCCGAAGGAGAAUUUCAAAGGGAACGGACAUUCGAAAUACAUCAUAUAUACUAGCUCUUUAGAUUCUCUCUUUCUCGAAUCUAUUUCUGGUUAGUUUCUUUCUCUCCUAUAAGGAGAUACAAAUUUCCCAAAUUUGUGAAGGAGGACAAUCCGGAUAGAGAUCGAAGGCUCAGGAACGUGUUUUGGUCCUUUCAGAAAUAAAGGAAAGAAGAAGAUGUCGUCUCCAAGCAAACGAAGAGAUAUGGAUGUCAUGAAACUGAUGAUGACAGAUUAUAAAGUGGAGACGAUUAACGACUCCGUCAGCGAGUUCUUUGUUGAGUUCAACGGCCCGCCAAACAGCUUGUACAGUGGCGGAGUUUGGAAGGUGAGGGUAGAACUGCCAGACGCUUACCCUUACAAAUCUCCAUCCAUUGGCUUUGUGAACCGCAUCUACCACCCCAACAUCGACGAGAUGUCAGGUUCCGUCUGCCUCGAUGUUAUCAACCAAACAUGGAGCCCCAUGUUCGAUCUCAUCAAUAUAUUCGAGGUCUUUCUUCCCCAACUCUUACUCUAUCCAAAUCCCACGGACCCCCUUAACGGCGAAGCUGCAGCUCUGAUGAUGAGGGACCGCAAGGUUUACGAGCAAAAAGUCAAAGAACACUGUGCCAGGUAUGCCAAACCAGAAGACAUCCGAGGACAGCAGGAAGAAGAAGAAGACGAUGCAGAAGAAGCAAGUGAUGAUGAGGAUUAUAAGAGCAGUGAAGAUGAAAUGGAAGUUGAAGGCAUUUAAUUGGUUCAACUACCCUCUUUGUAAAUAAAAUUUGUAAACAAUUGUGUGAUUCCUCUUCAGCCAAAACAUGUUAAUAAGAAAUGGAAGUAUUUCCACAUUCUCAA
Messenger RNA from Nelumbo nucifera (sacred lotus), 1198 nucleotides. RefSeq names its product ubiquitin-conjugating enzyme E2 4-like. The record is from RefSeq and is a predicted model, not a curated record. NCBI's taxonomy places the organism in Eukaryota, Viridiplantae, Streptophyta, Magnoliopsida, Proteales, Nelumbonaceae.